AUGGUGUACCGGGGGAAGCCAGGUCUGGGGUGUGCCUUAUGCAGGACACGACGACUAAUCUGCGAUCGACGUCGCCCGGGGUGUACACAAUGCCUGAGGGUCAACCAGGAGUGCUCAGGGUAUCGCGAUCCCAACGUUCUAAGAAUCUGCGACCAAACGGACGAGAUUACAGUGAAAGUCGAAGGUCGUGGGACGAUCGCCCGAAAACAACGCAAGUCGCCUUCUUCGUCAAAGUCUCCUUCCCCAGCCUCUAUACUCCCUCCGCCAACCACGAUCGACGACCAGGUCAUGUCGCAUAUCUUCACUUACUACGUCGGUACAACGCGAGUCCAGGGUCUUCUCUCCUACCUGCCCCACCUGCUAAACACCGACCCGUCUCCUGCACUCCAAGCCACGAUCAAAGCUGCAGGGCUAGAAAGCAUGGCGAGAAUCAACCGACUUCCCGAACUGAAGCGCGCGGCAGGGGAGCAAUACGGAAAAGCCCUGAUUGCCACUAACAACGCACUACGAGACCCAAUAUCGGCCAAAUCUGACUCCACUCUAGGGGCUGUUAUAUUGCUCGGUAUGUAUGAGUUGAACACAUUCCCGAGUCCAAUGCGGGGCUGGUCGCAGCAUGUUCGCGGAGCCACAAAGCUUCUUGAACUACGUGGGAUGGACCAGUUGAACUCAGCAACGGGAAUUGAGUUGUUCAGACUGGUGCGUUUGCAGAAUGCAAUUAGUAGCAUUUUCAGGAGAUCUCAGAGGUACAACUCACCAAAGAUAACAGCCCUUACGAACGUAGCACGAGCCCAGAAAGACCAAACUUCACAGCCAAUGGAGACAUUCUGCGACAUACUGAUUCAGCUACACGACCUGUCUAUCGAAGUGGACAGCGCAGUAUUGGCUGACGAUUCCAUCGACACCCUGAGCAUACUAAUCUGCAAGGCCCUCCACCUUGACACUGACCUGCGGUCCUGGGCCAUGUCACUCGGUCCGCAUUGGCAAUACGCCGUCGUUGACACACACAGUAAUCGCAGAUCUCUCCCGCAAAUCCCACUUCAUAGCGACACGUAUCACGUGUACAAGACCGUCGGGACAGUCUCAAUGUGGAAUCAUUACCGUCAAACCCGGAUCAUAAUACACGAAAUGAUCAGAUCAAUGGCUCUACGUCUCUGGGGCCUACAAGGAACAUCAGAAUGCCAACAGAUUGUGUUCGACUCGAUAGACAUUAUCAAGCUAAUGACGCACGAUAUCUGCGCUAGUGUUCCAUACCACUUUGUAUCUGGGGAGGUGACAUUCACAGCUGUGGUUCGCCUGCUAUGGCCUCUGUUUGUGGCGGGCGACUGUGCGAGUUCAGAUCCCGCCACGAAGGAAUGGAUCGUCCAGACUUUGGAGCACAUUGGAAAUACGACGGGAAUUCAGCAGGCCCUUGGUAUGGCGAAGAUGCUCAGGAAUGGACAUACGAGGAGCUUUAUUCCGGGGACGUGA
This is a messenger RNA of Aspergillus luchuensis, 1467 nucleotides long. Its product is annotated as Zn(II)2Cys6 transcription factor. The transcript has 4 exons. The record is from RefSeq and is a predicted model, not a curated record. Gene Ontology annotation, molecular function: DNA-binding transcription factor activity, RNA polymerase II-specific; zinc ion binding. The coding region runs from base 1 to 1467 and encodes 488 amino acids. Gene Ontology annotation, biological process: regulation of DNA-templated transcription. Lineage: Eukaryota; Fungi; Ascomycota; Eurotiomycetes; Eurotiales; Aspergillaceae.